Messenger RNA from Clunio marinus, 848 nucleotides. The record is from the annotation of a GenBank genome assembly. Lineage: Eukaryota; Metazoa; Arthropoda; Insecta; Diptera; Chironomidae.
AUGACACUGGUAAAAGCUUUCGAAAGCAAUUUCGUUUUUUAUUAUCACGCUAAUCCUUCAGUGGAGAUGAUUUAUUUCUUGAUUUUUCUUCUCGAUGAGAAAGAACAAGUAAAUCCUGAAAGCUUUCUAUACGAGUUCAUGAUAAAAUCACCAAAGGAGAAUCACUGGAAGACGAAGUACGUUGAGAAAUGUUUUGUUCUGAACGAUGACAUCACACAUUUGAGAGAUAACGAGCUUUGUGCCGCAAUUACUUAUCGUUCGAUUCAGAAGUAUUUGUAUGAAGGUCACAUACAUUUUUCAUUUUUAAUUAAGAAGACUUCUAAGGAUCUAAAUGUGGCUAUUAAAGCUUCUGAGGGAAGUAAAAAGGAGACUGGGAAAAAGAAGCCAAAACCCUAUAAGGCUGAUAACAAAGGUUGUUUAAAGGGGAACAAUGUAAGGAAAGCACCAUCCAUACCUGACGUUAAGCCUUCCGCUGCCGAUAUAAUAAAGAAAGAUAUUGUUGUUGAAGUUGAUUCUUCAAAAAACCAACCGCCUGACUACUCGUCAAUCAACAGACAUAACAAUGGUAAACAAUUCGCCUCUCCAGUCCAUGCCACAGAAGCAAUGAAAAGAAACGAUGUUGAGCUCCUUCUACUUCAACAAGGUGGAACACGAACCGAUGAGUGCUAUCAUUUUCCAAACAUCAUGUGCCAAUCAUAUAAAAGCCCCGACCAUAAACUCUACAGGCAAAAAUAUCCUUCGUGCUGUUUAAGCAAACCCAUUUUAAAGAAGUGAUGAGAAUUGGACCGGAAUAAAAAGGACCGAAAAUUUUCGAAUAAAAAGCUCUCCAUUAAAAAGCUGUGAACGGA